UACAUACUCAAAUUGUUAGGAGAGAAAAGGAUCAAAACCUGAAACAGUUCAUUCCUCGUUUGUUAAAGAGACUUGCCGACCCUCCACCAUGGAUUAAAUAAAAAUCAGUAAAAUAUAAUAAUAAACUCUUUCGAAUUAAGUUUCCUCGAACGAUUUACGUUGCUUCUGGAUCAUUUUGUUGCUUCUAUCCCACUCUCAUCGUCGUCUUCGUUUGAGCCUGGAGAGUCGGAGCUAGGGUUGUAUAUAUACGCGGGGAGAUGGAGGACGACUCGCCUCUUCCCAGCUCACAAGAGUUUCUCCUCCAGAGGCUUGGGGUUCCUAAAGAGUGCUGCUCCAAGCGUGGCCUAGUGGAGUUCGUUAGAGCUAACCACCAGUCCAUGAUCUCAGAGCUAGUCUCUGCUCUCUUACCUACUGAUGAGGAUGUUAAUGGUGGAUUGAAGGAAGCUAUGGAAAAGUUUCGGAAGCCUACCAUGAAAAAGAGGUUGAGAGAGAGCAUGAAUUGGCUCCAGUGGUUGAUGUUCCAGGAUGAUCCUGCUGUUUCUUUGAAGGAUCUGGCUAAACUGAAUGUUGAUCAGCGAGGAGUUUGCGGCUCCGUCUGGGGACACAAUGAUAUAGCGUAUAGGUGUAGGACAUGCGAGAAUGACCCAACCUGUGCAAUCUGCGUGCCUUGUUUCGAGCACGGAGAUCACAGCUCCCACGACUACUCCAUCAUCUACACAGGCGGUGGUUGUUGUGAUUGUGGGGAUGAGACCGCGUGGAAGCGGGAGGGCUUCUGCUCAAAACAUAAAGGCUCCGAACAGAUUCAGCCCCUCUCAGGAGAUCUAGCAGAGUCAGUUGGGCCUGUACUUGAUGCUCUCUUCGCUUGUUGGUAUAACAAGCUCUUAUCUGCAGAAAGUAUUAGAGAUGCCAGAUCCAACGAUGCUUCUUCUGUAGUGGUCCAAAAGAUGUCAAACGAGCUGACGUUUGUAGUGGUUGAAAUGCUUCUGGAGUUCUGCAAGUCCAGUGAGAGUUUGUUGAGUUUCGUUUCUAGAAGGAUUAUCUCUUCAUGUGGUCUACUGGAUAUUCUCGUAAAGGCUGAGAGGUUCUUGGACCAAGAUGCUAUGAAGAAACUACAUGACCUGUUCCUCAAAUUGAUUGCAGAUCCAGUCUUUAAGUCGGAAUUUGCCAAAGCAUUUGUGAGUUACUAUCCGCUUGUCGUAAGUGAAGCGGUUAAGCAGGGUGAUGAUUAUGCAUUCAGGAAAUAUCCACUACUGUCUACAUUUUCUGUGCAAAUCUUCACGGUGCCGACUCUAACACCGUUUCUGGUGAAGGAAAUGAAUUUGCUAGCUAUGCUUUUAGGAUGCCUCAGUGACAUCUUUCUUUCUUGUUCUGGAGAGGAUGGUGUGGUUCAGGCUACAAAGUGGGAACGGGUGUGUAAGACCAGCGACCGUGUCAUUGACGACUUGAAAUUUGUUCUGGGCCAUGCUGCAAUUUCGAAGUAUGCAACACAUGAACAUCGGGAGUUGUCAAGAUCAUGGUUGAUACUCUUGACCUUUGCUCAAGGAAUGAAUCCUCUAAAAAGAGAGUCUGGAAUCCAUAUUGAAGAAGAAAAUGAGUACAUGAAUUUGUUCUUUGUUUUGGGUCAUUCAAUAGCGGUUAUUCACUCUCUGCUGGUUACUGGUGCAUAUUCUGCUGCCAGUGAUGAAGAAGUAGAAAAUGAGAGAAUCACCAAGGUAGGACUUGAUACGUGUGACGGAGAUGGAGAAAGGUAUGCAAAAGUUGGGAGAUUGUCUCAUGAAGAUUCGGUAUGUACUGCGAUGGAAAGCAGCAGCUCAUCUGAUAGCUCGAUGGCCUCUGCAGUCCACAAAAUUGACCCUUUCUGUGCUCUGCUUCCUUCUUGUGCCAUAUGGUUGAUACGCGAGUGUUUGAAAGUUCUGGAGACAUGCCUCGGAGACGAUGAAGGUAUAUCAAAAUUUCUUUGCAAGUUGUGUUCUCCUAGCGGUAGAAACAUCCCUGGCAGCAAGAUCUCGUGGCCAAGCAGAAAAUUGUUAAAGGUUGAAACUGGAAGAAGUGUAUCUAGUGGUUUUGCCGGUUCCAGUAGAGAUCCAAGUACUGGCUUAUCACCUCUGUGCGGCGAUAUACACACAGAUCUUCGCUUGGAUAAUGUUGGUGGAUUUAAUGGGGAGGUUCAGACAGAUGUUACGGCUUACUCUAGGAGAGUUUCUUGCAACUCUUCCGAUCAGGCGAAGAAUGCAUCAGAAAUACACAUACUUGGUCUGUGUGAUUGGCCGGACAUCCACUACGAUGUGAGCUCUCAGGCCAUAUCUAUUCAUCUACCGAUUCAUCGGUUACUAUCUUUGCUCAUACAAAAAGCAUUAGGGAUGUGUUAUGGAGAAUCUGCAUUGCACCAUGGAGCCAAUGUUAGUCAUGAGAUCCCUCAUGCCGACUUCUUCAGCUAUGUGUUAGGAGAUUGUCAUCCUCAUGGAUUUUCAGCUCUUGUUAUGGAGCAUGUGGUCCGGCUUAGGGUGUUCUGUGCCCAAGUUACUGCUGGAAUGUGGAAGAAGAAUGGGGAUUCUGCAUUAGUAUCUUGUGAGUGGUAUCGGUCAGUUCGCUCAGUUCGCUGGUCAGAACAGGGACUUGAGCUUGAUCUAUUUCUUCUACAAUGUUGUGGUGCGUUGGCUCCCGCAGAUUCUUAUGUUAAUAAGCUUCUUUCUCGAUUUGGACUCUCGAGCUAUCUUUCCCUAAACCCCGAUACAACAACUGAGUAUGAAGCAGUUUUGGUCCAAGAAAUGCUUGCUCUUCUGAUACAGAUUCUGCAAGAAAGGCGAUUUUGUGGUCUUUCUACUACUGAAAGUUUGAGAAGAGAGAUCAUCUUCAACUUAGCCACUAAAGAUUUCACUCAUAGUCAAUUGGUCAAAUCUUUACCCCGUGAUUUGUCCAAGUCAGAUGAGCUCCAGGAGGUCUUAGACGACGUUUCAGUCUUUAGUAAUCCAUCCGGAAUGAACCAGGGAAAGUAUUCACUACGGGCAUCUUGUUGGAAGGAACUGGAUCUCUACCACCCUCGUUGGAAUUCAAGAGAAUUGCAAUCUGCAGAAGAAAGGUUUUCACGCUAUUGUGGAGUGUCUGCGCUGGCCACUCAACUUCCUAGAUGGAAGAUGAUCUAUCCGCCUCUAAAGGGUCUUGCUAGAAUAGGCACUUGCAAAGCCACAUUUCAAAUCAUUUGUGCUGCUUUGUACUACGCACUACAGAGUGGUACAUCUAUUAAAUCACGCGCUCCUGAUGGCGUUCUCAUAAGUGCACUGCACUUACUCUCGUUAUCAUUGGAUAUUUGCACUCAGCAAAGGGAAUCUAAUCUUCAGGCCUGUUACGUAGAAGAUUCAAUUCCUAUUCUCGAAUUAGCUGGUCUAGAAAUAAUUGGUACAAAUCAAGGGACGGGAAAGCAAAGUUUGUUGUCGCUUCUUGUUUCAGUAAUGAGGAAUCGUAAAGACGAUGGUCGCCAUCAAUUUUCAGAGGCAGGCAGUUGCAAUAUAUCGUCCUGGAUUCGAGAUCUGUUGAAGAAGUUCAGUGCAAUUGAUUCUGUUUGUAUGAACCUCUUGCAAAGUCUUGCCCUGGAGGCGGUCGGUCAAUCUGAGUUUGAUAAAGUCACAUCAGGCUCUACUUCUGAUGAGAAACGCAAGGCUAAAGCUAGAGAGAGGCAGGCUGCUAUACUGGCAAAAAUGAAAGCUGACCAAUCAAAAUUCUUGUCUACCUUGAGUUCCAGCAUGGAUGGUGAUGAUCCAGUAUCUGAAACUGAAAAAGGUGCUUCUGUGAUGGAACAUGAUUCAGAAAUUUCUGUUCGUGAAGUUUGCUCCCUCUGCCAUGACCCAGAUUCCAAAGACCCGGUUUCUUUCUUGAUUUUUCUCCAGAAAUCUAAAGUUUUGAGUUUUGUCGAUAGAGGCCCUCCAUCUUGGGAACAAUGUCCACAGUUCGAAAAGACGAUUCCCGUGUCUGGGUCUACUAAUGUGCUACAGUUAUCAGAUGAUGCAACCUCUGAGUCUAGGACAGAUUCUGUGCUUGAAGCUUUAACAACCCGGCUUAUAGGGAAUGGUCAGAAGGAGAAAAGGUCUAGCGAUAGGAGGGGAAAAGAUGAAUCUGACAUUGAAUCAUUGGAGAUGGCUAUGUAUCAAACUGUUCGCAGAAAAGUUGAAAUGAUAAAUCAAAGCCUUGCACAUGUUGAUCAUCAACGGCAUGAUGAUGCUGAAAGUAGUUCGGAGAGAAGUUCUGUUGGUGCUCUAUCUACUUUGCAAGUUAGAUUACCUGAUAGUCGACCAAAACAAACCUCCAAACAUUCAGAUGUCAGUUUCGAUGGGUUUCACCCAACCGACUGUGACGGAGUUUAUCUUUCGUCAUGUGGACAUGCUGUGCAUCAAAUCUGUCUUGAACGAUAUUUAAAGUCCUUAAAGGAAAGGUCUGAGAGAAGAAAUGUCUUUGAAGGUGCACAUAUCGUGGAUCUUGCACAGGGAGAAUUUCUCUGUCCUGCAUGCCGCCGACUAGCUAAUUCUGUAUUGCCUGCAUGUCCUGGAGAUUUAUGUUCUGUCUCAAAGCUACAAGAAAGUUUGUUUGCUAAGUUAGGUGGAUCAGAUGCACAAAUGCCUUCUCUUUGGCUCUCUGAAGCGUUGUGUCUUCUGCAAUCUGCAGCAGAUGAGAUUGAAGAUGGUGAUAUUGUUAAAAACGUUUCUCUGCAAGGAGAUGAGCGAAGAAGGAAAGAUCUUGAAUCUGUCUCCAACAAGCUCUGGAAUUUCUAUUUUGCUAAGCGACAGGACAAACCUCCUGGAACUUCUUGGCUGCCACAAUCAAUCCUCAUGUGGGACACCCUCAAGUACUCUCUUAUUUCAGUGGAAAUUAUUACUCGUUGUGCGAAGAAUUCGAUGUGUCCUGUGUAUUGUAUUGGCUCCUUGUAUGAAGAGUUUAACACUUCUAAGGGAACUGCUUUGUCACUCUUAUUACGAGUGGUACAGAGCACCCGAACAAAGAGUGCUUUACAUGUCCGUCAGAGAUUUAUGGGUAUGAGGCAUCUUGCGGAGUCUAUAUGCUCUGGAGUUUCAAGUAGUUCUUCGAGCAGCAUAUUCGAAAGUGAAGGAACGGUAGGUUCGAUGAAGCAUAUACACCUGCUCUGGAACCGAACAUCUGAUCCAGUUCUUGCCCAUGACCCAUUUUCAUCAUUGAUGUGGGCUCUCUUUUGUCUCCCAUCUCCUUUUAUCACAUGCGAGGAAUCUCUAUUAUCACUUGUGCAUCUUUUCCACAGUGUCUCUCUUGUUCAGACUGUAAUUGCCUAUUGUGCAGGCCGCGUGUGUGACUUGAGCGAGUUAGAUUUUGAGGAAAAUCUUCUUAGGGAUAUCUCCAUCGCUUUGAGAGAAUCAGGUGGUUGGGGAUAUUUCAGGUCUAACUAUAUGGAUUUAUCAUGUGAUAUAAAAGAGACAAUCCGUAAAUAUAGUCUCCCUUUCUUGAGGAGAUGUGCAUUGUUGUGGAGACUACUGAAAACUAGUCCUGGGAAGUUUCAUCAAGAGGUACAUAUGUUUGAUGUUCCCUCUGACUCCACCAACGACAGUAUGGACUUCAUGUGUGGUCCCAAAUCUGAGCUGAAUCAUGUGCAUGAAUUGGAGAAAAUGUUCAAGAUUCCCCCUAUCGAUACCAUUCUUAGUGAUGAGCUUCUCCGGUCUUCAACACAAAAAUGGCUUCGUCACUUUCAGAAGGAAUACAGCGUUAACAGAGUUAAAGGGCCUCUUUGCAUAACCCCUGUAGUUCCUUUCCAGCUUAUGAAAUUACCCAAUCUAUACCAGGAUCUAAUUCAAAGGUGUAUCAAAAAACCUUGCAGCAACUGCACGAAAGUUAUAGAAGAACCUGCAUUAUGUCUUCUUUGUGGAAGGUUGUGUUCUCCCAUAUGGAACCCUUGUUGCAGGGAAAGUAGUUGUCAGACUCAUGCCGUAACCUGUGGUGCUGGUACCGGUGUAUAUCUUCUGAUACGGCGGACCACAAUUUUGCUACAGAGAUUUGCAAGACAAUCACCUUGGCCGUCUCCGUACUUGGAUGCGUUUGGAGAAGAGGAUAUCGAAAUGAUCAGAGGAAAGCCACUAUACCUGAAUGAAGAACGUUAUGCUGCAUUAACUUACAUGGUUGGUUCUUAUGGACUGGAUCACAUUUCGAAAGUUCUCAAUCAAACCACAAUCGGAGGAGCCUUCUUCACUUGAGAGACACAAGCUGUUCCUUUUCCAUCCUUCCUCUCUCAGGGGUUGUUCUCUCUAUAUAAAUUGCAUAUGCAUGCUACUGCUUUCAAGAUUUGGGAGUUUUUCUGAUGAUUUUUUUUUUUAAACUUCUUUCACUUUGUUUGGUUGAUUUCUUUAUUUGUGGAGAUGUUAUCAAGUUUGCAAACCAGAGUUUUUUCUUUGCAGUUGAAUAGCUUUAUUAUGAGUUAAAAAAUAACCAACUUUAA
This is a messenger RNA of Brassica oleracea var. oleracea, 6448 nucleotides long. RefSeq names its product E3 ubiquitin-protein ligase PRT6. Gene Ontology annotation, cellular component: cytoplasm; ubiquitin ligase complex. Lineage: Eukaryota; Viridiplantae; Streptophyta; Magnoliopsida; Brassicales; Brassicaceae. Bases 258 to 6206 code for a protein of 1982 amino acids. The transcript is spliced from 18 exons. The record is from RefSeq and is a predicted model, not a curated record. Gene Ontology annotation, biological process: ubiquitin-dependent protein catabolic process via the N-end rule pathway; protein ubiquitination. Gene Ontology annotation, molecular function: zinc ion binding; ubiquitin protein ligase activity.